Xyrichtys novacula (pearly razorfish) is the source of this 18285-nucleotide messenger RNA. NCBI's taxonomy places the organism in Eukaryota, Metazoa, Chordata, Actinopteri, Labriformes, Labridae. The record is from the annotation of a GenBank genome assembly.
UACGGGGACGCUAUUUAUGGUAACACUGGAAAAUUGGAAAUUACCAACGUUUAUCUGUUCAAUUACAGUCACUGUACGAUUUACUGAUUAAUCGCUGAAUGCACAGGGGGGUAUCUAGAAGUGUGCAGUGUGACCGCUGACCAGGUAAGCAUCACCCACCGAGUGUGAGUCUGAAUGUUGUUGCCCAACCGCCUAACCGCUGAGAGGGUUAGCCUUGUUGUAACACGGGCUAGCAUUAGCCGUGUGAACGCUACACCUACACAAUGUAAGAUUGUUAUCUCCCCCUGACAGCGAAAUAAACUCAAUAUCCUAAAGGAGAAGCUGUUUUUUUACAAACCACAGUGAGAAACAGCGGGUUCGCUAUGCUACCACCAGAGAACAGUCAACAAUUCAGCACAUUUUCGUGGUUUUAGCGGUUGUAUUUGCGUGUUUUUUUUGGUUGUGUAAUAAGCGAGCAUUUGGUCUACAGAGUCGGUCUAAGAAACUAUGGUUCUGGUUUUAGUAGUUUGACAAAAAAGAGGUGGUGGUGCUCAACAACAACAACAACAUGAGAGCAGAGGAGCCGCAGGGGAAGCUUUAUGCUCCCUGUUAGCCUCCCAAAGCCAUGGUGUGAACUCCUUCACCUGGGUACGUCAUGUACAAAAUCAACUUUCCGCCUCAAACUCAUGCUUAUCAUCUCUUAUAUCAUUCAUUAUUGGACUAAUGUCUUCACAGGUGUCUAGUAAUCAGCACUUAACGUUUAGUAAUGUAAACAUACAGCAUAAUGGUUGUAAAAUCCUGAUCCGGACAAUAGGGGAAAGUGUCAGUUUGUGUAUUAAAGGUUUUUACAAUGAUACAUCAGGUGUGCAGUCUGGAGCUCGACACAUUUCGCUUUUCUGCAUAUUUUGUUCUGAUAAAGAGUGACCCAGAGGAAGCUGUUCUGUUCAGAUGCCCAGUCUAAACAUUGCUGUAGCAAAACCAAGUGGAACCCAUCAGAGUAAGGAUGGGAAUUGAUAAGAUUUUAUCGAUAUCGAUGCCAUUAUCGAUUCUUCUCACUGAUUAAAUUCUUUAGCGAUUCCCUUACUGAUGCCUUUCUUUGAUUUUUAUUUUUUUAAAGUAGACUGUAGGUUUUCACUGUUAACUCAAAUUUUGAUUGAGUCUCUGAUAACAGGAAAAGAUGUAUGCCACCUUCAGUGAGAGUCUAAAAAUAAUCAAACGGGGAACUAUUUGUACAGCAUUUAUUUCAGUUGGUAUUAAGUCAAAUACAUAAUACUACUCGACAAAAGGUUGAGCGUCACGCUGUUGUUGUCUUUCUUAGUGAAUUGAAGCCACGCUUUAGAUCGUUUCUGCCUACUUUUCAUAACAUCCACCAUGUUUUUUUCCUCAAAGUCUCUGUUCUUGUUCAAGCAGAACUGGCUCUCGUGAGCCUGUUUUUUUAGUCACCCGGAAGAAAGGAAUCGCUAAGGGGAUCAUUAAGAUAACAUGUAAACAAUGUCGAUGGAUUGAACCAUUUGGAACUGGUUCUCAACAAGAACCGGUUCUCGAUUUCCAUCCCUACAUCAGAGUACUUAUGAUUAUUAACAUUUCAGUAUCAACUGGACUCCAGAGGUAGCCUCAUCCUCAUUUUUAGGAAUCUUUUGUAAUGUUUUCUGUGCAAGUCUAAAAACAUUCACGGUUCUUUGUUGCCAACACUCUAGGCUAAAGCUCCUGUUAAGGAGAAAAAUAUCUUUGCAUAAUGCCACCCUGUAGAGUUGGAUUGUGUUUUGAAUUGUGUUUGUGUGAUAAGGUAGAGUUUUAGUAAAGAGGACACUUAAUGGGGAAACAGGCUUUUGCAUAUCUGUAAGUAGGGCUGGGUAAUAAAAUGAUAAUGAUAUAUAUAAAAAAUUCCUCAAUAUUGAUAUGAAACAUGGUCAAUAUGCUAUUUGAUGGCCGGCAUUCUGCCAUGUUUUAGUAGAUGAUACGAAUAGUUAAUGAUAAGGAGAGUUGCUCCGGGUCUGUGCUGCGCAGAACCGGUCAUUCAGUCCACUUUCUCUAGCGCAACGCCUUAUAAAAUGUCGAGGAGACACAAAGACCUCACAGAGGCAGUAGCUUAUUGUACGGCAAAAGACAUGCUACCAGUACGCACUGUUGAAUUUCAGGGAACAGGGAACAUUUAAGAUUGACAAGUGAUUUUUAUAUCGCGAUAUCGAUAUCGACAUCGACUGAUGUGAAAUAAAUACUGUGUGAUAAACUUUUUCGCCCAGCCCUAUCUGUAAAUUGUAUCCUGUAAAUCAACCCUUAAGUUUCACAGAAGUUUUUCCUCUUUAGAGCCACAGAAAGUUUAGUUACGGCAAUUUUCACCUUUUAUCACCAGUGCAGCACUACCAGGGUGGCUUUUCAUCCUGGGAGGUACUAUUCAUGAAGUAAAAUCUACUGCGUCAAGAAAAAAUACCAAACAUUGAUGGCAACAUUUUUUAAUUGCAGGGCCCCCUGAUGAAGGUGUGCAGGUAAUGCUGUAGAAGCCUUUGUAAGACGCCAUGUCUGAAGAGGCAAUGUCAGACAGUGACCUGGAGCCCAGCCUUAACAGUGAGGAUGAAGAUUUGGAAAAUGAAGAAGAGGAGGACAAUGAGGACAUGGAGGAAGAUGAGGAUGAAAAUGAUGGAGACGAUGAAGAUGAAAGUGUCGGUGAGAAGCGUGUUAACUUAUGUCUUGUACUUGAAAUGGAGUCUAUUAUGAGCACCAAAAAUGAUUUAGUUACUGCUGAAAAUGGGAAGAUUGUUUUUUAUUGUUAGUCAAAGAUGAAGUUAAAAAUCAAGACUAAAAAGAGAGACUCUAGAUGUAAGAGUCCAUCCUUAUCAGAAAUACUUUUAAUCAAGUGGUUGAAAGCUAUCCUCUAAAACAUCUUCUGCUCUUUUCAAGAACGGCCUGAAAGUGCUCAGAGCAAGGCAGACACGGCCCAGGAUGGCCAGGACUCUGCCUCAGCGUCCUCUGGAGAGCCAUCCCCAGAACCUCCAUCUCCGCCUGCGUCUUGUCCGUCCUCCAGGCCUCCCUCCAGACCUGCCUCUUGCUCGCAACCUCCCAGCAGUCCAGAAAAGUCAAGUCAGAGCAAGAAACCCUCCACCAAAUCAAAGAAGCAAAAAGCCUCUAAAUCAACUAAAUCCUCAAAGUCUUCAAAAGGCUCCAAACCUCCCAAGCCUUCUAAACCUGCACACAUGAGGAAAAAUAUAAGGUUCGUACACCUGUUUGAUAUUUUCGAUCAGGUGAAGGCACGCUUACAUGGUUGUAUUGAACAGAUUUUUUUCUAUAUGCUAACAGAAAGCUGCUAAAAGAAGAUCAGCUGGAGGCUGGGACCAAAGCAGCUCAACAGGAGGAGAUGGAGAGGCGGAAACGUCUGGAGCAGCAGAGGAAAGACUUUCCUACACCUGCCCUGGCUGUUCCAGAGGCUCAGCUAGGUGAAUGUCUCUCUAUCGGUGAUGCCCAACCCAGCCAUACUCAAGUUUCACAGUCCUUUUGUGAUAACUUUUCUGAAUUUUUACAAACUUUGUCAUCUUUGUCGUAGUGGACACUGCAUCACUCCUCGGAGAAGUGUCUCACUUGGUCCCGGCUCUCCUGGGCAAGCAGGAUGUCAUAUGUCUGGACAGCAGUGGUGAUGAAGACGAAGAACGGAAACCGAAGUUGCCUGCACUUGCUGUUCGAGAUGGUUAGCUACAAGUCUGGUUACAUGUCAGUUAUCAGUCUGUUACAGUGUGUAGAAAAAUGAUCAUCCUCUCAUACAGAGUGUUUUUUUUCCUCCUGUGAUGCAGAUGUAAUUGAGCUCAGCUCCGGGGACGAGGACGCUCUGCAGAUAAGCAGCGAGUCUGCCGACGAGGAUGCUGAUGGCACCGGUGCCUCAGAGGAGAGCAGUGGGGCGCACAUCAAUGACGCCCUGAACCAGCCUGACGCCCAGGGUCGUGUGCUGGUUAAUAUCAAUCACCCUGCAGAGGAGAAAGACAUUUUCCUCGCACCGCAGUUGGCCAAGGCUGUGAAACCUCAUCAGGUAUGCACAUCACGGCAUUCUCUCUCAGACAUUUGAAACACGAGCCCCCAGUGACAGAAACAGCCCAGCUUGUUCGCCCCAAACAUUUGUCUCCUUGUUUUUCAGAUCGGAGGAAUCCGAUUCCUCUACGACAACCUUAUUGAGUCUCUGGACCGGUAUAAGACCAGCAGUGGUUUUGGCUGCAUCCUGGCUCACAGCAUGGGGUUAGGAAAGACUCUGCAGGUUAUUUCCUUUAUCGACAUCCUCCUGAAGAAUACAGAGGCUCACACUGUGCUGGCCAUUGUUCCUGUGAGUAAUCUAAGUGUGUACCAAAUACAUCUUGAUGCUUAUUUUAAGUGUUUUUUAUUUUGAUAGAGUAAAAACUUUCUUCUCUCUAUUGAAGGUGAACACACUUCAGAACUGGCUUACAGAGUUUAACCUCUGGCUCCCAGCUCAAGAAACACUCCCUCCCGACACUGACCCCACACUUCUCACAGGCCGUGUAUUCAAAGUUCACAUCCUCAACGAUGAGCACAAGUAUGUAUCAUGCUGUGUUGUUUUAAAGGGGUUGAGUCAUUUUGGCCAAACAUUGAAGCCAAUAACGGUCGCUGUAUGACCUGCAGAUCGACCCUAGCCAGAGCCAAGGUGGUGGAGGAAUGGUCCAGAGAUGGAGGGGUGUUACUCAUGGGUUAUGAGAUGUACCGCCUGCUCUCCAUGAAGAAAAGCUUUGUGAUGGGCAAGAAGAGGAAGUCAAAGAAGCCAGCAGGACCAAUUAUCAUCGACCUGGACGAGGAAGAUAGACAGCAGGAACUCAUGAAAGGUCAGCCAGGAUAUUAAGUUUAAAAAAGCAAAUAAAGGAGCAUAUGGGAUAAAAAUGCGAGCAAACAUUGAGUUUCGAUUUUCUCAGUCGUUUCCACUUUAUUUUGUCCUCCCAGGUAUUGAGAAGUCCAUAGCCCGGCCUGGCCCAGAUGUGGUCAUAUGUGACGAGGGUCAUCGAAUCAAGAACUAUCAUGCCAGCACGUCACAGGCUCUGAAGAAUAUCCGCUCCCGGCGCAGAGUGGUGCUGACCGGGUACCCCCUGCAGAACAACCUCAUCGAAUACUGGUGCAUGGUGGACUUUGUCAGGCCAGACUUUUUAGGCACACGACAGGAGUUUAGCAACAUGUUUGAGAGACCUAUUCUGAACGGGCAAUGCGUGGACAGCACACCUCAAGACGUGCGCUUGAUGCGCUAUCGAAGCCAUGUGCUCCACAGCCUGCUGGAGGGGUUUGUCCAGAGGUAAAGUCUUCAGUCUGAACAGUGUUAAGAAAUUGGGGCUUCAGGUCUGGACAGCGCUCACCUGUCUUUUCUUGGUAACAGGCGAGGCCAUGACGUGCUGCAAGACCAGCUGCCAACAAAAGAGGAGCAUGUAAUCUUAGUGCGGCUUUCCCCCAUUCAGAGGGCUCUUUAUACUGAGUUCAUGAAGCGCUUUCGGGAAGCAGGGAACUCUGGUUGGCUUGGUCUCAACCCACUUAAAGCCUUCUGUGUUUGCUGCAAGGUGAGACGGUUUUCCCUUGACACUGAACAAGCAGUCCAAACACUCUCCCUUUAACACAGAUGUCUGUUAAAAGCCUCUUUCUAUUCUCUGAUUUCCCCAGAUCUGGAAUCACCCAGACGUCCUUUUCGAGGCCCUGGAGAAGGAGAACCAGGCAAACGAACAGGACCUGGACCUGGAUGACAUCACAUCAGCUAGUAACCCUCGCUGCCCAGCUCCGGGUGCUGGCCUGAAAGCUAAAGUAGGGGACUCCACUAACAGCAAAGUCAACAACUCUGUGCCCUCACUCAAUGCCUCACAAGACAGAGCCAAUCAAGUCAUCACAUAUGAGUGGGUACGUUAUGACAAGAGUUCAUGGAGAGCUGUUUUCUUUUUCGUUUUACAUACUCAGAUAUGCUACUUUUUCCAGCACACAUAGAUUUGCUUUAACAACAUCUAAACUUUGUUCUAUGAUCUGUAUUUCUGUGUCUGUGUGAUUAUUUUGUUUAUUUCUCCUCUCUAUUCUCCCAUUACUAUGUCUCAGGCUAAGGACAUCAUGACGAACUACCAAACAGGAGUCUUGGAGAACUCGGCCAAGAUGGUUCUGCUCUUCCAUUUGAUUGAAGAGAGUGUGGCGAGAAGAGACAAGAUGUUGAUCUUUAGGUUAGUCUUUGCAUGAAACACAAAUCCAACAUUAAGCAGCUUAGAGAAGAGGAAGAGCCACUUUACAUUUCACCUAAUUAAUCUGAUUUAUCAGGAGCUUUCUGAGGUUUUUAACAAACGCUUAGUAAUUAUUAUUUCAAGAGUUCUUCAUUUUUAUGAUUUUUUUUCUCUUUUCCAGGUUUAAGGGAUAUUCUGGCUUAAAUUUAAGUGUUGGUCAAACACACAAUAACACCAAGUUAGAUACUUCCUGGAGAGAUAAAUGUUGCCGACUGCUUGCUUCUCUAGUUUUUCCAACUACAGCAAAGACCGCACAAUAGCAAUACACAGCAGUCUACGUCUUCACGUGCACACCUAAAAAAAAAGCCACUCUGUAACUUCAUCAACAGUACAUAUAGGGUCCUAGCCAUAGGACUAGCUACCAAAAAUCUUUUUAACUUUGCCUGAUUUCUUUAGCAAAGAGACUAAACACAACUCACCCGCUUUCCUCCAGCAGCUGCUUGUUUGUGGGGGAGCCCUGACGAGUCGAUCACAGAGUGCAGCAGAUCAUUUCCAUGAAGAAAUAAUCAUCAUAAUAGUCAUUUUGCAUUGUAAUUGCAGUAGCUCUUCUGCCUUAGCGUUUUCUUCCUUGAGCUUCGAAACUCAGCUGCAUUCGGUGAUCCACUCGUCAGGGCUUCCCCACAAACAAGCGGCUGCUGGAAGAGAGUGGGUGAGUCGUGUUUGGUCUCUUUGCUUAAGAAAACAGGCAAAGCUAAAAAGAUGUUUGGUGGCUAGUGCUGUGGCUGGGACCCUAUAUGUGCUGUUGAUGAAGUUAGGUGCUGUUCUGAGCAUUAUUUGUGGCUUUUUGGUCGAGGUUUGCGCGUGGGGACGUAGAUCGCUGUAUGUUGCUAUUGUGUGGUCGUUACUAAAGUUGGUUUAACUAGAGAAGCAAGUGGUCUGCAACAUACAUCUCGCGAGGGGGUGUCUAACUUGGUGUUAUGGUGUAUUUGACCCUAACUUAAAUUUACGACGGUAUAUCCCUUUUAAGUUUGUAAUCUUGAGUAACAAAAUAAAACCUUUUAGGGACAGUUUUCAUGAAGCCAUACAAAAUGCAGUCUUUUUUUUACUCUGAGGAGGCUUAUUUGUUUGGUACCGAAGUAAAAACAUUUCCUUCACUUGUUCUAACCUGUUUGUCCUGGUUACCCUUCAGCCAAAGCUUGUCCACGCUGUCAGUCAUUGAGGACUUCUUAUCAAAGAGACCCAUGCCUCCAGGAAUCGCCUCAUCCGAAGCUCAGAGCCAAAACUGGGUUCGCAACCUCAAUUACUACAGUGAGUCAUGCAAUCUGUGCUCUCCUCCUCCUCCCAACCCUGCACCUCUGCAGGGAGAACGGUCAUCACACUAAAAACUCAACGCUGUGAUAGGAUGUAUUGAUUUUUCUCUAAAGUGUAAUUUCUCAAACUUUCGUAUUUGAUCUCUUUUAGGGGUAAGUCCCAGCUGUGCCCUGUGAACAAGUUAGGGAAAGAUCUAUUUGCAAUUUGUGAACGAUAUUUAAAACUUUUGUUUUCAUGUAUGCUGUAAGUACUGCAUCUGCCCAAGGGAUGUUAUAGAUUCCCGGAUUCAUUUAACAGAUGGUUUUAUGUGAUCAAUCAUUCUCCUUCAAGAAUGCAGUGUUCAUGAUUAGGAGCCUCUAAGUUGAAUCGAUAUUAUUGAUUGGAAUAUACUAUUCCAGAGAGUUAGGUUUCUGUGUAAAAUGUGAACUAAAACAGAAUUUAAUGGUUUGCAAAUCAUUUAAACCCAAUAUAUAAUUGAAAAUAGUGCAAGGACAACUAAUUAAAUGUUGAAAAUAAAAAGGAUACUGCUUUUAGAUGUUUCAGAACAGCUGAGGCAGGGAUGUGUUUACCACAGUGUUGCAUCGCCUCUUCUUUUAACGACUCUGUAAACAUUUAAAAAAAAACAAGGACGCCAGUUUCUGAAGUUUUGAUUAGGACAUUUUGUUCACUUCAAAUACUCAACAGCACAAGGUCGCUAUUUUAUUUUUUAUUUCACGAUAAGCCAAACGUUUUCAGUGGGUGACUAGACAGCACUGCGGGAAAGCCAGCUUCGCUCCUGGAUUCUUUUACCAUGGAGCUGUGCUGCUGUGAUACACUCUCACUCACUCUCUUAAAGAUGCACAUGCACAACAGGACAGUUUUCCACUUCACAUGAGUCCACCUUAAACGGGCUCAGACCCAGAGAAGCUGCAGGUGUCUCUGGGUCAUGUCAAUGUUUUUCCCCUUUUAUAGACAGUGAAUUUUAGAAGUGAUUUUGAGCCCAUGCAGUGAUUUCCUCUACAGAGUUAGAGUUUUUUUUUUCAUGCAGUGCCACCUAUGGGCCAGAAGAUCACAAUCCAGUCAGAAUAGAUGGUCAGCUUAUUUCUCUGUGACAGAUUUCUCCAGAUUCUCUGAGUCUUUUAAGAUUCAGUUUAACACAGAGGAACAUUAUUUUGAAAGUUGUUGAAAUAUUUGUUCACAUAGUCUUGACAAGAGAGGUGACUCAGCUCGAUAUUCAGUAUUUUACUCAGUCACGUCAGUAACCUGUACUGAAUUAGUUGGGAGAUGUUCCCUCAGAUGUUCUUACACAACUUAUUUCAUGUUUUUUGUCCCUGUUCCAACUUUUAAAAAAAGAGUAUCAAAUUUUUAAAAUGUGUAUAUUUCACAAAAAAGUAAUCUUUUUUUCUCUUUUAACAUUUGAUGUGUUGUCUCGACACCCUUUUUCUAUUAAAUAUGAGGCUUGAAUGAUUCUAAGAGUACCAAAUUCUGUUUUUAAUCAUCAUUUUUAGUUAUCAUUCCAACUUAUUUGGGGAGUGGGGCUGAAUUAUAAUGAUCUCUGUGUUGUGCUUUGAUAAGUAAGUGUUUCGAUUUCAUCCUUGUCUGUUUGAAGGACUGGAUGGGAGUACAUCUGCUUCAGAAAGAGAGCGGCUCAUCAAUCAGUUUAAUGACCCGGAGAACAGUGCAACAUGGGUCUUCCUGCUCUCCACCAGGUGUGUAGUUCUGCUCUGCAAUAAAAACGCAUGUUUCAAAUCACCUGAAGACUGGCAGAAAUGAAAGCAGUAUUUUUCUGUGUUUCUAUCAGAGCUGGCUGUCUGGGGGUGAACCUCAUCGGGGCUAACCGUGUCGUCGUGUUCGAUGCCUCCUGGAACCCGUGUCAUGAUGCUCAAGCAGUGUGCAGGGUGUACCGUUAUGGUCAGAGGAAACCCUGCUUCAUUUACCGGCUUGUUUGUGAUUUCACCUUGGAGAAAAAGAUCUAUGACCGACAAGUGUCCAAACAGGGAAUGUCUGGUAAGAGAUUCUUGCAUGGACCAUCUGUUUGUUCGAUGAAGCAUUUUUGGGGCAUUUUUGCUUUUUCUCGUCCCUUUUGUUAUUCUCAUAGCUGUCAAACUUAAGCAGACCUGAUGUGGGCAGUUACCUGCGUUUGCACUAAUGUUACCCAGCCUGAGGAUGAUGUGUGUGUUUACAGACCGUGUGGUUGACGACCUAAAUCCAGUGCUGAACUUCACUCGCAAAGAGGUGGAGUCGCUGCUGCAUUAUGUGGAAGAAGAACCUGAAAAAUCCUCAGUAAUGCCCUCUGAAGACUUUGAAACAGUCAUACACCAAGCCUGUCAGCGUUACCCAAACCUUAUCACCAAGGUACAGCUGCUUGUGUAACAUAUAUCAUCAUACCUUUCCUCAUUUUUCUGAUUUGAUGUUUGAUGAAAAGAGUUUUGUUAACUUAUUCAAACCCAAUUCAGUGUAAUUGCUGCUAACAAAAUCUCUUCUCCGUUUGUGUCAUAAGCAACCGUUCCAUCACGAGUCUUUACUGGUUGACCGUAAGGAGUCCAAACUGACCAAGGCAGAGAAGAGAGCAGCCAAGAAGAGCUAUGAGGACGAGAAACGAGCGUCUGUGCCCUACUCUCGCCCAUCUUAUGCCCCCUAUUACCCAACCAGUGAUCAGAUGCUCUCAAAUAUACCAGCGUUUAACCAGCGUGGCUGGUGGGUUUCACACUGCAUGUGUUAGUUUGCGUUCUUUACGGGUAUCUACUGUUAUGGGUAGUUGUUUCCUGAUAUUCCCUCAUGCCUUUCCAAAAAAAUCAAAGUAACCAUCAAAUGUUUUGGCUCAUAUGGACUGUGGUUUCGCAGUGUCUCUUCUAUGGUGAAUAUAAACACAAAUGCUGAGAGUAUGUGUGUGAGCAUGUCAUGAGUUCAGCUUUUAUUUUUCAGGCGUCCCAUGGUGCGGCCUGAUGACAAGCCUGUUGCAAGUGUCAGGCCGAUCCAGUCAACUCCAAUACCCAUGAUGCCUCGCCAGGUUGGCAUGGGUCUGGCUGGCUCCAGCUCUGCAGGCAGCCUGCCAGUCAACUUCCUGCAGAAAGCAGGAGUUUAUGUGCAGAGAAUCGUCACCACCACGGGUAACGUCAAAUCUUACACACUUGAUUUAUUGAAAGUUCCCAACCACCCACAUUUGGUGCAUUCAAUGACUGAUGUUAUGAUUUAACAGGAAAUUAAUUUUAUCUCUAACUAUUUAAUCUGCAUCCACAGAUAUUGUAAUCCCAGGCGCUAACAGCUCAACGGAUGUUCAAGCUCGAAUCAGUGCAGGAGAGAGUAUCCACGUUAUCAGAGGAUCUAAAGGUAUCAACAACACAAUAAUUGCUGUCUAGAAUAAAAAGCCUUUAAAUGGCUGCUUCCAUCACUUUAUGCUUUCUCUGACACAGGUACCUACAUUAGGACCAAUGAUGGAAGAAUAUUUGCCAUUAGAUCUGGAAAAAUCAGCAGACCAACAGUUGGAGGCUCUGCAACAUCAAGAGGUACGAGCUCAUAUGUUUUUUACCACGAGUUCCUGCUUCAUCACGCUUUCUCACGUUUACAACAAAAACUUCAAAGUUACAAAGUUUGGUGUCCAUACUACACAUGUGCAAAGUAUUCAAAUCACAAGGUAAGCGUAUGUUGUCAUAAUCUGAGAAAGUAGAUGUAAACUGCUCAAAUCUUGGACAAAUGCGCGAGAAUGCGAGACCGUAGUUUAUGUGCGAGAUUUACUAGAUUCUGACACAAGAAUUAUAGACUCUUCUUACUGGUUCAUGUGCUUCCGUUCAAAGCGGAACGGCCUGCCUCCAGCAUUGUGAGGUGACACCCACAGUGGAGCGGGGUAACCACAGACAUGAUAUACACAGAGAUAUUUACACAUAUAUGAUGUAUAUGAGGAUAACACUGCUCCGUUGAUAAACUGCAAAACUUAUCAACCACAAUAGAGAGAGCAUGGCCAAAACAAGGAGCGCCCAGAAAGCCUGUGGAGAGGUGGCCAAUCAGAGAAAAGUAGGCUUGUAGAGGGAGGGGCUUUAUGGGACAGCAGCCGAAAACAAAGCAUUUCAGACAGAGGCUGAAAUAAUGAUAUUUGAUACACAACUGAGAGGAAAUUUGAGGCUUUUUUGAUCUGAAAAUCCUGUAAAACUAUUCAAGAGGUGUCAGAAAGGAGAUUUGUUACUAAAACCUGUAUUUAAAAACUACAAGUGUGUAGAUGAGGGUACCAAGGAGGUGGAUUGUUGUAAUAAACCUUUUCUGAUCAAGUUGCACAGUGAAAUGACUGAUUUGGAGCCCUGAGAUGUUAUAAGGAAUAAGCCUCAAGAUGCCUCAACUCUUACAGCUCUGUCCUUCUUAAGUAAUCAGUCUAAGAUUAAUCUCAAAUUUAAUGGUUGUGCCAUUCCAGUAUCGAAUACCCAUAAAGCUAUUUUUAAAUGUUUUCUAGUAUGAAGCACAUUAAGGAACCCUCCUAAAAUUAUUCACUUUGAUUUUAAGGUCACAUGCACGUGAAGCUACUUUAUUGAUUGCACCUUUUAAAGGCACGUUUCAAAGUAAACUGUUCCAAUGCAGAGCCAUCGAGCUGACAUUUCAUGAUUGCGUCCCCUUUUCCACAGACACGAGCUCCCUCAUGCAUCCUGUCAGCAAUGGGUGUUCCUCUCCUGUGGAUCAACAGCAGCUUUCACCCAACGGGGAGCAGCGGUCCUCCUCUCCCCUGAGCUCCGAGAUCCUCCGAGAGAUCAGCCGCUACACUUCAUCCACAGGUGACAUCACUAGCAUCAGGAAUGAAUUGUCGUCACCUUCAGACGUGUCAGCUGCGCCGGCGGGAGAUAGAGGCAGUUCCCAAAACAGUCAGACUGGUGACGUCAACAGGCAGCUAGGCGACGACCUCCUGAGCUCAGCUUUAGACAUGCGUGGCAGCAAACGCAGGAGUACAGACAGCCAGGGGAACACGCUAACAGGAGGAAAACGUGUUUCUGCUGCAACACGUUUCCCUGGACUGGCCAUGGGGUCCAGCGGGCUCAGUUUCCCUCCUGUUGGUCUGAACUCUUCCUCCUUACUGGGGAACUUAGGGCACAUGGGUCAUCCUCUCCUGAUGGGUGGCAGCAGUGGCUCAUCAUUCCUUCAGACACCAGGACAAACACUGGCAGACUUACAAACCAUGUUCCCCUCUGCAGGGUCAGACCUGCUCAGACAGUCCACCACAGGAAACGGACACCUCCCUAACCCCUCCUCCUCCUCCCUGCCCACUGUUUUCUCCUCUGCGUCCACCACUAUACCUAUGUCUUCAUCCCCAUCAGCAGCAACUUCUUCCUCCUUGGUGUCUGGUUCUUUGCCUCCGUACUUGAUGAACCCCAAUAUGGCGGGCCUGCUUUCACCAGGCUUCCCUCUCAACUACAGUCAGUCUCUGCUCCCUGAGCCCAGGGUGUUUCCCCCCUCUCUCCUCUCUGGGUCAGGGGGAUUCCAGACGCCCAACUCUAGCUCUACCCCAUCAAGAUUCCUUUCCCAUUUCAACAAUCCGACCUCCAGCCUGUUGGGGGCGGCUCUGACCCAGUCGGACAGACAUCAGAGCACAGAGAAUGGCGGCAGUAGCUCGGAUGACGAUGUUAUCGAAGUGACAGGACAGUAAGGUCCUGUGGAGGCAGUUUCACACACAGCUCUGUCCAAGAUGGCUACCAAUGUACAUUAGGGAUGGGAACAGUUAAAUGUUUACAUGGUUAAAAAAUUCUGUUAUAGUAUCUCACAGAAACCAACAAACUACUGAUUGAUGAUUAAAUGCUUUGUCAUGUUUUGAGAUUUCUCGCACAUUUGACGACAGAAAGGCUGAGAUUAAGAAGUACAGACAUGAAAUCUCAAUAUUUUAAAAAUAUAAUAAUAAACUUAUUCAGGAGCUGCAAAUCAGUUUUAAUCCUGAACACAAAAGUUUAAACUCAGAAAUAUUUUUGGUUUUGCUGCAAAAUCAGCCACUGAAAAAUGCCCCAAUCAUUCUCCCAAUCAUAAGUGAAACUGAAUUCCCAUUCCCAAUGGUCUCAUUAAACUUGACACAAAAACACACACACAUCAGCUCACACUUUCAUAUGAUUACAAAUUCAGAGUAACAAAUAGUCGUAAUGCUGAAUAUCCCUGGUUUCUUCAGCAGGAGCAUCAGCACAUCGGGAACAGACCUUAGAACAUGUAGGGGACCAGGGUGGGGGAGGGCAGCCUCUCCUGCCAUAUCAAGACCUUUCUAUGCUGUUCAGUUAACUUCCUAUGAGUUCAGGCGGAAAAUGUAAUUUAAGAAGUGCUUUGAGGUGAAUCAUCAAAUGACACAUUUCUGUGAAUCAGCUGACUUAAUAAUAAUAAUACAUCAGAUUUAAUAUAGCACCAUCAUUCAUUCACACACGCAGUCACACCCCGGUGGAGGUAGACUACCUUGGUAGUCAAAGCUGCCCUGGGGCACACUGACGGAAACAUGGCGGCCAAUCUGCGCCAACAGCCUCUCCAACCACCACCAAACUUCACUCACAAUCAUACACCAGUGGAGGACACACACUGGGAGCAAGCUGGGUUAAGUGUCUUGCCUAAGGGCACAACAGACAGAGUAGGGAUAGGGCGGAAUCGAACCGCCAACCUUCCCCUUGUUGGACGACUGCUCUACCUCCUGAGCUACUGCUGCCCCAAACCAAAAUUUGAGUUGCUGUUACAACAUGAGUUUACUUCCUGUCCUUCAGCUCAGUCCCCCUUUUUCUAGUGCACAAAACUGGAAAACUUCAAACCGCAACAAAACGUAACAGCAGCUGCAGAGCGCUGUGUUAAUAUUUGUAAAAUAUGAAUUCUUCAAAGCGUACCUUUAACAGAACUUUAGGCUUUUGGAGCAUAUUUUAGUCUUUAGAGAUUUGAUAGACAUUGUAGCAUCCCCUGUUGAAAGAAUACUAUGUGUCAUACUAUAAACUGAACAUGUUGAUAUUUUGUAAAUAGCUGUCAUUAGCAUUGUUUAUAUUGCAAGUCAAUACUGUGCAGUGUGUAGACUUUGGUUGUACGGAAAUGGUUCAUUACAGUGACUAUCAUGAUGAUAAAUUUGCCCUUGCAUUAAUGCAGGGGAACUUCUGUUGAACUUUUUUUUUUUUUUUUUGUAGGAAUUUUCUGUUCAAACUAAAAUGAAUGUACCUUAAUGUUAGCCUAGGACAACACAGAAGCUAGGACAUGGAUUUGGACUGUGUUCUUUUAUUUUAAGCCUUAAAUAUAUAACACACAAAGCGGUCUUGAGUCUUAGCAUUUAUCUUUAGUACCUUAUUUUAAAUAGAUCUGUUGAAAGAGCUACUGAGCAUUUAGACAUUCAGUGUUGAACUCAAAACACAAGUAUGGGGCAGAAUCAGCAUUGGGGCUGAAAGCUCCAAGGAGCUCAAAACUCAAGUUUUUCUGUUGCAAGCCCAUUAGCUAAAGCUUUUCAUCUAUGUUUUGGUACAGUUUUUACUUAAAUGUCCCCACUACCUGUUUAUAAGUCAACACUCAGUCAGCCUUCUGUUAGUUUCUACUGGAUUCUUUUUUCUGCAAACUCACAAUACCUAAACUGUAGAAAACAAUGUAUUCUCACAUCCUGAGUGUAUAAACCUUGAGUUGAUGUAGCCAUAAACCAUCAAACCGUACACUGCUUCACAAAACAACAACCUUUGACUCCAUCAGAGCCAGGUCAAGGAGUAUGGUGGCCUUACAGAGCUUACAGUGCCAUUGUGUGGUAGCAUUUCACACAGGUGCAUCUUUUAUAGCAGUGCACGUGUUAGUAUCUCCUGUCAGUAGUCUUAGUCAGUGUAGGUCUGCGGUGCUUUAGGGAGUUUAGGUCUUUGCUGUUCUCUGUAGCCUUGUGUUUCUGUGUUAUGGCAUCUCAAGGUAUGUAGAUCUUAGGAAAGUCCCUCCGUUGGUGAAAUAGGCUAGACACAGUGCUUAUUAGCCUCUAGAAAACACUGGAUAACCUGCGACAACAGGUCAUUCCCUACGAAGUCACAUUAUUUUGUUCUCAUUGUGGGAGCUCUUUUAUUCCCACCAUCUUUAGUGCUGUUCACUUUUUUUUGUUUUGUUUUACUGUUACUGACAGCCUCCCUGUCAUUGUUCUGGAUGCUCCAUUUCUGCCAUCAAGGAAAUUCAGCAUGUCUUGAAAAAUUUGGGAUCUGACACCGAAAAAGGAUCAUAUCUGCCUGUGAACUGUAUACGGUACAUCAUAAUGGCGUAAUGUCUCGAUUCUCAGUCUUCUGAAUACAGUGGAAAACACUUUUCAUCUAAAUCUUGGGAAUCGGUGGCUUCUAAGAACACCCCGUCUGCCACAUCAUGUCAGUCAAGUGUAUUUUUGUUUCCUUCAAAAUUUUGUCUUUUUUAACGUUUUUUAUAACUUCCUAUUGGUGUUAUCCCACGUGGCAGUCGUUUCCCUUAUUGCAAUGUAGUAUCUGAAAUUUAUUUAUUUAUGAUGGAAAAUAUAUUGUUUUUGUAAUUGCAUUUUUUAACCUUUUGUUCACUUUGACCCAUUGACGGCUGACCCAGUAAGACUUUUGACAUGCAGCCUGAAUCGGAGCAGAAUAUGACUGUGUUAUCAAUGUUAUUUUAACAAUAAAACACUCUACUAUUGCAGUGUGAAUAAUUUACGAAUCCUUUUAAUAUUAAAAACAUCUCAGGUACAAAUUUUAUCGUAUUCAGUCAAACAAUAACUGCAAAGACAGCAUCAAUAAUCACAGGCAGAAUAGGAAACUUUGAUAACAGCAUGUUGACGUGAUUUGGAUGGUAGAAAAUAUUAAGGCCACGUUUAAGUUAAGGAAAUUAGAAAAAUUGGCUCUGUGGAUGGCUAGCUAGCCAGCGAAAGCCUGAUGCCUUUGUCCAGAGCUGCUGUUGGCAUUUUUUUUUUUGUAGGACGGUAGGGGAAGGUCCUGCUCUCCUUCACCUCUGAUUGGCUAGAAGUGCUGGGCUCUGAUUGGUUAUUCCAAAUGGCUGUGAAAUGUCAUCGUCUGUCGGGUUAAGGUUAGGGCUAGGGUAAAGGUUAGGAAUAGGAUGAGGGUUAGGGUUAGGAGAUACAGAAGUGUGAUAAUGUUCUGUUCGAUGUACAGAGCCGACAGCCCAUGUUUGGCUUGAGUGUGUGAUGAUGUUUCCAGCUUUUCUAGCCAAUCAGAGGUGAAGGAGGCGGGACUUUCCCCUACCGUCCUACAAAAAAAUAUAUAUAUUGCGUCCAGAGCUGCUGUUGUUAGCUAGUUACAUGCUAGCUAACGUUCAGUCGUUGUUAGAUUUAUCUUGAAUUCUUCUUUCUUAUCAAGUAUGGAGGCCAGGUGCUGACACAUCCAAAGACAGUAUUCAAGUAAAGAAAAUACAAUGAAGCAAGUGCUUCAAAUCCCUGAAUUUCUCUGUAAUAUGAGUCGUGCUUAGUAAUGUUCCUUUCAAAGCGAAGGCUAGCAAUGCUAAAGUGGUUCACCAGCUAAUGCUUAUCAAUUGCCUCAAGCUUUGGGCAUGCAAACAUCUGCUUAUAAGUGCUUAGCACAAACAAAAGCUGAGGCUGAAUGGAAUUAAAGUUCAUUUAGCAAGUGCUGGAUCAUGAACUACAUGAGAAUUGCCAAAAACAACAGGAACCAAAAAGGACAGGCUCAAUGGAGUGAAUGUCAAAUGACUGACAGAAAGUCUUGACAUGUCCACAUUGACCUCAGUGGUAGUCACCAUAUAGUUUAAAAAAAAGACAGAAAAGUGUUUUAUUAUCAUAUAAAAUUAAGAGCCUAUGAAAUGUUAAGACUUUUAAAAUGGCUAACAGUUUCAGGAAUCUGUUUCUUUCCUUAAUGCCCAUCCAGCCUGUUUCAUGUGAGUAAAAAAUAUCUAUUUGGCAAUCUUACAUUUACUGCAUGCUUUGUUUGUACACUGUGGACACUGUGCCUUCUGUCAAGACUGUAGCCGUUUCUUCGCCAUGUAAGCACGAGUGACUUGGUUCAUCACAACAGAGGCAGUGAGUACAGGGCACAGUGCUGACAGGUACCAGGAGUAUCCCACCACAGAUCCAGUGAACCAGGCAGAGCAGAGACCCAGGAGCACGCUGGCGGUGCCAAGUAGGUAUGUGAUGAGUCCCGAUGCUGCAUGGUAGCGUUUGAGUUUGGCCAGGGACCAGCCUUUGGCCAGAGAGUGGUAGAUAAGAGGCGCAGCUGCCCCAGACUGAAGCACCACCACACACACUGUGGGCAGGCCCAGAAAACCGUGCCAUGAGGUGAAGUGGGGUUUACUGUUCAGAUGUUUGUUGUAAAAGAUGACUGCCAGACCCAGGACUGCACAAGAAACGCAGAGGCACUGCAGGAUCCAGUGUACACGGCCUUUGGUCUUGUGAGUCAGCUUUUUGAUGGGGGAGCCAUGAGGUGAGAAAAGGAGUAUGGCUUCUGUCAUGAGUAAGGAGAACUAGAAGAAAAGAGGAGAAAGUAAACUCUUGGUUUUUCUCAGUUCAUUAAUGAAGCAUCUUAUGCGUCAAGAAGCAUUACUUCACAUGGUUUUCAAAAGUCUCCCAAGACCAAGAUGACUUAUUUAAAGGGAUAUUUUGGCGUAAAAUUGAUUUAGGGUCAAACACACCGUAAUACCGAGUUAGACACCCCGUUGAGAGAUGAAUGUUGCCGACCGCUUGCUUCUCUAGUUAUACCAACUUUAGUAACGACCGCAUGAUAGCAAUACACAGCGGUCUGAGGAGCCAUAAACAAAUUUCAACCAAAACGGCACUCUAUAGCCACAAAUAAUGCUCAGAACAGCACCUAACUUCAUCAACAGUACAUAUAGGGUACCAGCCAAAGCCCUAGCCACCAAACAUCUUUUUACCUUCGCCUGAUUUCUUUAGCAAAGAGACUAAAUACAACUCACCUACUCUCUUCCAGCAGCC